UUUGAAUUUGAAUUUGUUUACAGUUACUGUACAGUACAGUUACAAAACAGAUUGCAGACAGGCCGAUCCAAGCAAAUGUUUUGAUUGUAAUAAGCCAUUGAGUGGCAUGAUCACACAGUUCAAAUGUGCCUAACUACGAAGAUGUCAUUUGCUUGUGCUAGUGUAACCAAAGGAUACUAACCACAUAUAUUUGUUGGAAAGCUUAACUUUCUGUGUGUUUGGAUACAGACAACCUAUCAAAUGGAGGCUGUGGUUGCUGCUGUACGCUGUCGACCUAUGACAACAGCCGAAGAGUUGAGUGGGCAAAACCAUGCAAUCACCAUCACACCUGACUCAAAACAAGUGAUUGUUUCCAAUGAACGAGCAUUCACACUUAAUCAUGUCUAUUCUGGAGAAGCAACGCAAAACCAUAUUUUUGAAGAAUUGGUGGAGCCAGUUAUUAACAAAGUAAUGCUGGGCUUCAACGCCUGUGUUAUGGCGUACGGACAGACUGGCAGUGGAAAAACAUUCACCAUGGGGACAGAAGUUAAGGCUGCCAGUGCAGGUGUUGUCCACAAUGCUCUCCAAAAAAUUUUUGUCAGCAGCACAGAUUUUGAGGUACACGUAAGCUUUCUUGAAAUUUAUAAAGAAGAAGUCUUAGACCUGUUAUCCUCAGGGAAGAGGAAACUGCCUGUCAUUGAUUUCAAACCCAAAGGACUAAGCUUAAUCAGUGUCAGGGAUGUGGACAGCGCUUUGGCUGUCAUGGAGAAAGGCCUGGGCAACAGGCAUGUUGGUGCCACCAAUGCCAACUUGCAUAGUUCCCGGUCGCAUGCUGUAUUUACAAUUCACUACACUAAGGAAACAACCGAGGGAAAGUUUACUUCCAAAUUAUACCUGGUUGACUUAGCUGGCUGUGAAUGUGUCUCUGACAUGUCAGGGAACACAAAGAGAGAAGGCUUGAUGAUAAACAAGGGUCUUCUACAGCUGGGCAUUGUAAUGUCUGCAUUGUCGUCCCCCGGCCAAGAUCACAUUCCAUAUCGGAAUUCUGUUCUAACUUCUAUUCUUAAAGAUACUCUUAGUCCUCAGAACUUCCUUGUACUGAUUGCUUGCAUUAGUCCACUUGAGGUUGACACAGCAAUGACAUUAAACUCUCUGCAGUUCGCAAGUAGAGUUGGAAAUAUCAAAUGCAAUCCUGAAGCUGGACAAGUUAUUAAACCACGCCCACCAAUUACAACACCUUUUAAACUACCAGGUAGCUACAAGAAGAGAGUUAAUACAACAAUUGAUACUCCAGGACGUCAAGGCAAACAGCAACGUCCUAUACUUCGUCCUUUAAACAAAACAAUUGACUCCCCGAGGACACCACAUGUGCGAGGAAUGACCAAACAAUUUUGGCCCACAUCAACACCUUUUCAAAACACAGCUAAACCACUUUUUGCUGAGCCUACUCCAAUUCCAAAACGAAAUGAUGCAGCCAAAAGAAGGAGCUCAUCAGAGUGGGAUGCAUUAGACAUCUCUACUUCAACUGUGGUUGAUAAUGCUACCCAAGUAAAGAAUCAAGAAGAGGUGAAUCAAACAAAUAUUGUUCCAAGUUCUGAAAAUGAAACUUGGCUGCGCUCUAUAAUUGCUGACGUAAUUAGAGAAGAACUAAAAUCUCAUAGCACCUUCUUAAGUCAGACACAUAGACAAGAUGGACCUUCGCCUACUAAGAAACCAAGAAGAUCUACCCGAUUGGCCAAUACGCAAGUGGACAAUUCAUCAUUCUUUAACCAUGAAGCAGAUGCAACUAUUGUAUCUUCAUCUCCAAAUCAUACAAACCAUGUUCAACUUCAACCUGACUCCGAUGAUUUCAAGAUUCCAUCUCUGGACUCAAUACGCAGAAGUGUGAGAAUUUCAUUGGUUGGUGCUGGUUUUUCAGAGGCUUCAGAGACAGCUAAACCACCACAGCAAUCACAGCAGUUGGAACAGACAACAGGAAAUAGAAAUGUGUGUUUGGACACUUCUGAGACACGUGUCCCUGUGCGACGUAGCACUAGACUAUCAGUGGUACCACGUCCUGUGUAUACAGAAAGUCCAAAGAUGGAUAAAUCCUUGCUGAAUGCAAGGAAACCAAAAGUUACCAAAAAAGCAGCUCGUAUGAGUACAAGACUAUCCAUAUUACCCAACGCAACCCCUGAAGUGGCUCAGAAAAAUCUGAAUGAUCUGGUUCUUGAUAUUUUAAAAUUAGGUGACUUAAAGAAGCUUCAAUCUUUACCAACGAUUGGUCCAAAAACGGCAGUCGUCAUCAGCAAUCAUAGAUUGCUACAUGGACCUAUCAGAAGUUUCAAAGAUCUUAAAAAUAUUCAGGGUCUUUCUGCAAAUUUUACAAAACGCUUUUUGUGGGCAAACAACAUUGUGCUAGAGGGUGAUGAUGAGGAUGAUGAGUAAUGGUCUUAGGAAUACCAAUUGUGUACAUCAAAAUGCCAUUUCAUUUUAUCACACACGUAUUUAUUGGUAUGCAAUCUCAUGUCAUUUGUGUAACAUUCUACAAAUAAGUUUUGGAAGACAUUAUUUACAUUGUUUAAAGUAUCAUGCAAUGGAAGACAUUGAUUCAAUAUCACGGUUGCUCACAAUUCUAGUGAAAACUGUCGCUUCUUUCAUCACUUCUCUAGAGUGAAAUCAGGACUGUCGUAUUGAAAGUGGCCUCUAAUAAUAUUUUUCAUGAAUGGCACACAAUUAUCCUCUCUUAAUAGAAAUGUAUUUUUACAUCUCUUGUUUUUUGUUUUUAUUUUGAUAACUCUUUAAAUGAGAGGUAAAUCAUUUAUGAGUACGUACUUUUUGCUUGAAGGUGAUGUCUUUUAUUUUAUAAAGCUAUUUUACCUGCCACUUGGGUGGCAUAAAUUCUCAUACCUGAUUUAGUUGCAUGUAUCAAUGCUUAAUAAAUUAUAAUUUUAUGACAAA
Thrips palmi is the source of this 2919-nucleotide messenger RNA. Its product is annotated as kinesin-like protein Klp68D. The transcript has 15 exons. Gene Ontology annotation, molecular function: ATP binding; microtubule binding; microtubule motor activity. The coding region runs from base 241 to 2406 and encodes 721 amino acids. NCBI's taxonomy places the organism in Eukaryota, Metazoa, Arthropoda, Insecta, Thysanoptera, Thripidae. The record is from RefSeq and is a predicted model, not a curated record. Gene Ontology annotation, biological process: microtubule-based movement; mitotic spindle organization.